CGCGAAAUCGUCCGUGUUGGAAUUCCCACCGCUUCCAUAUUGCCGUUGCGAACACGAAUGCGCACAAAGGGAUCAGGCAUGAAGAAAGCAGCAGCUGGCAGCAAGAAGUUGAUUUGGCGUGGUAAACCAGUCACGGAGCAUGACAUCAAGGUGUACAAGCUCAUCAGUCUGAUUCCCGCUGGAAAGGUUGCAACGUAUGGCACUGUCGCCAAAGCCAUCCAGUCGGGGCCACGAGGAGUCGGCCAAGCUUUGCGACGGAACCCAUUUGCCCCACAAGUUCCUUGCCAUCGAGUCGUCUCUGCUUCAAGAGAUCUCCAUGGGUUUCGAGGUUCCACGGACCCCAAGUGCAAUGACUUGAAGGACAAGCGAACUCUUCUCACGGAAGAAGGUGUCGAGUUCAACGAUACAAAGGUGGAUGUAUCGUGCAUGUAUGUGUUCACCCAAGAUGAUUUGGACCAGUUGGAAGCCAAGUCGCCGUGAACAAAGCUCCUUCGCAUGAGCAUGGAAAUAUACAUGUGAACGUUACGAUGUCAUCGAGUUUCUACACGCGCAGACGAGAGGAGGAUGG
Molecule: messenger RNA, 568 nt
Organism: Aphanomyces astaci
Lineage: Eukaryota; Oomycota; Saprolegniomycetes; Saprolegniales; Verrucalvaceae
Exons: 6
Coding region: 58-480 (140 amino acids)
Biological process (GO): DNA repair
Molecular function (GO): methylated-DNA-[protein]-cysteine S-methyltransferase activity
Source: RefSeq, a predicted model, not a curated record